AUGAACAAACCAGAUAACGUCCGCCACCCGCACGUCGCCGCGCGAGGCGGCGAUCUGCCGCGCCUGCUCCGGAGCAGAAGCGGGAACACCGCAGGUAACACGCACUCCAAGAAGGCUUCGAAAAUUUCCGAAGCAUCCGAAAAGGAUGAGAGAAGCUCGAAAACGAAAAUCGUCUCGACGAAAAAGGCCGGCCGAAACUUAGGCGGCGGGUCGUAUUUGCCUCGAAGCACGAGCAAAUUGGAAAUGCCGAAGAGAUCGAGGUCGGCCUCAACUUCUCCAUCCGCGUGGGCGUUGUCCCCUGGGAGGCCGAUGUCGUCGCCAGUGCCGCCGCCGCCGCCGGUGACGAGAACUCCGGCGAGUUCGGGGAAGAGGGAAGGGAAAGGCGGGGCGGUGAGCAGUGUUUUCAGGUUCUUCAGGCAGAACAAAGUGUCGCCUGCGUUGGAAGGAGAGUACCACCGGUACUCCGUGGCGUACAACAGGCUGCUGCAGUGGAGAUUCGCCAAUGCUCGGGCGGCGGCAGCGAUGGCCGCCGUUAAGGGAGUAGCUCAGAAAAAGCUUAUGAACGUGUGGGUGAGAAUUUCGAUAAUAAGAAACUUAAUGGUGAAGGAGAAAGCCAUGAUCCAAACACUGAAACACCAAAUGAAGGUGUACAAUAUUCUGAACUCGGAACUGAGUCUGCUCAACGAGUGGGGCAAGCUCGAGCCCAAGAACUCGGAAGCCGUUGGGAGGAUGGUCAGAAAAUUAUCGGCCAUUUCACUUUGUCUCCCACUCGUCCAAAAUGCUGAGGCAGAUAUAACGUCUGUCAAGUACACCAUAUCAACGGCAACAGAGGUCAUGGACAAUAUAAAAGCAAUGAUUCUGGACAUGCAUUGGCAGGUCGAGAGAAAAUGUUUUCUACUGACGGAACUAUCAGUCAUGGUAAAGCAGCAGAAGCAUUAUUUCCAAGAGUUGGAAAAAGAGGUCACGUUGGUGUCAUACUUAGCGGCUCAAGAGAAAAGUUUGAGAGCCCAUCACAUUCAACUGCACAAGGAGUUGAUUGAGGUUUGA
Molecule: messenger RNA, 1047 nt
Organism: Striga hermonthica
Lineage: Eukaryota; Viridiplantae; Streptophyta; Magnoliopsida; Lamiales; Orobanchaceae
Source: the annotation of a GenBank genome assembly